Abrus precatorius (Indian licorice) is the source of this 3100-nucleotide messenger RNA. RefSeq lists its product as uncharacterized. Gene Ontology annotation, biological process: protein phosphorylation. The coding region runs from base 167 to 2668 and encodes 833 amino acids. Lineage: Eukaryota; Viridiplantae; Streptophyta; Magnoliopsida; Fabales; Fabaceae. The record is from RefSeq and is a predicted model, not a curated record. The transcript is spliced from 16 exons. Gene Ontology annotation, molecular function: ATP binding; protein kinase activity.
UUCGUACAUCAGCUUCACCCCACAGCCACACAUACAACACAACAAAGCCAAUACUCACAAGUUCUCUUCACAGCUCAACCCACAUACACACCAUAAUCAAUACCUUGAACACCCAAAUGCGCAUUCACUCCAACACUUGACUCUCCAACCUCUUUCCUUUCCGUCCAUGGCGACGGCGAUUGCACCACCGCCACCGCCCAUGUCCGCCCUCAUCUCCGCGCGUGCCGUUGCCGCAACGGCGUCGUCGAGGCGUCCUCAGAGCAAGAAGAAGCAACAGCGAGCUUUGGGGAACUUCACACACUUUGCUGAGGUGGUUCGCAAGGACAUGAAGUUCCUCAAGAAAGGGAUCGAUAACGGUGUUGCGUGGGCCCACGAGGCCUUCCGCAUUCCCCAGGUUGCCAAGAAAAUCGACGACCUCGUUUGGCUUCGGAAUCUUGAAGACCCUCUCGCUCCAGCCUUUUGUGCUCCUUCUUGGCCUCAGCAUUGGUACCCAGGACUAACUGGAGUGGAUCUGCUCAUGUCUGAUCUCAAGGCCUUGGAAGCAUAUGCUGCUUACUUCUAUUAUAUGUCUAAGAUUUGGUCGAAGCCACUCCCUGAAGCUUAUGAUCCUCAGGAUGUUGCUCAGUAUUUCAGUGCUAGACCCCAUGUGGUGGCCCUUCGCAUUCUUGAGGUACUUUCCUCCUUUGCCUCUGCUAUGAUCAGUAUUCGAACUUCAGGGUUUAGAAAGUUUCUAUGGCUAAAUCCUGAAGAGGACAUGGAUGAUACAUCCUCUCAGUAUAAUUUUGGGAUGGUAUUAAAGGAAACAUUGCUUAAUCUUGGGCCUACCUUUAUAAAAGUUGGACAGUCCCUUUCCACAAGGCCAGAUAUCAUUGGUGUUGAGAUGUCCAAGGCAUUAUCAGAACUGCAUGAUCAAAUCCCUCAUUUUCCCAGGACUGUUGCUAUGAAGAUUAUUGAGGAAGAGUUAGGUUCUCCUCUGGAAUCAUUCUUCAGUUACAUUUCUGAGGAACCUAUAGCUGCCGCAUCAUUUGGCCAGGUUUACUUUGCCCGUACCACUGAUGGUAAUAAUGUUGCUGUGAAAGUUCAGCGUCCUAAUUUGCAUCAUGUGGUGGUGCGGGAUAUCUACAUCCUUCGCCUUGGGUUGGGGCUGGUGCAAAAGAUUGGCAAGAGAAAGAGUGACCCUCGCCUAUAUGCUGAUGAACUAGGGAGAGGUUUUGUUGGUGAAUUGGAUUACACUUUGGAGGCUGCAAAUGCUUCAAAGUUUAUGGAAGUUCACUCUUCCUUUUCCUUCAUACACGUGCCAAAAGUAUUUCCACAUUUAAGUCGAAAGAGAGUUCUGACCAUGGAGUGGAUGGUUGGUGAAAGUCCAACAGAUUUGCUCUCUCUGUCUACUGGAAACUCUGUUGGAAAUGUCUCUGAAUAUUCAGAAAGGCAGAAAGUAGAUGCAAAAAGGCGUCUUCUUGAUUUGGUGAACAAAGGCGUUGAAGCAACAUUGGUGCAACUUCUUGAAACAGGCUUAUUACAUGCUGAUCCACAUCCUGGUAACUUGCGUUACACUUCCUCGGGACAAAUAGGGUUUCUGGAUUUUGGUUUGCUCUGUCAAAUGGAAAAAAGGCAUCAGUUUGCUAUGUUGGCUUCAAUAAUUCAUAUAGUAAACGGUGACUGGGCAUCCCUUGUCCAUGCUCUGAUUGAUAUGGAUGUUGUGAGGCCAGGGACAAAUAUCCGACUUGUUACCCUGGAACUGGAACAUGCCUUAGGAGAAGUAGAAUUUAAAGAAGGAAUUCCUGAUGUGAAGUUCAGCCGGGUUCUGGGAAAGAUUUGGUCUGUAGCACUCAAGUAUCAUUUCCGUAUGCCACCAUAUUAUACGCUUGUCCUGCGAUCCCUAGCUUCCUUGGAAGGUUUGGCUAUAGCUGCAGAUAGAAAUUUCAAGACUUUUGAAGCUGCGUAUCCUUAUGUUGUUCGGAAACUUCUCACAGAAAACUCAGCUGCAACAAGGAAUAUAUUGCAUUCGGUGCUUCUAAACCGGAAGAAGGAGUUCCAGUGGCAAAGGCUUUCCCUGUUCUUGAGGGUAGGGGCAACUAGGAAAGCCUUGCAACUAGUAGCAUCAAAUAGUGAAACUUCCCUUGAUCAUUUGUCAAAUAAGGCCACUGAUUCGCUUGAUGUUGCAUAUUUGAUCUUGAGGCUUUUACCAUCCAAAGAUGGCGUUGCUCUCAGAAGACUUCUCAUGACAGCUGAUGGAGCUUCAUUAAUCAAAGCAAUGGUCUCAAAGGAGGGAAAGUUUUUCCGGCAACAACUUUGCAAGAUCAUAACUGACAUAAUGUGCCAAUGGAUGAUUAAAUUAUUUGGACAAGGAAUUACAGUUUCUCAAUCUUCCAGGGUGAUAUUGGCUAAUGGACCUAGCAACAAAGAAUCAGGUCUAUCCCCUAGAUCCUCCUUGCCUACAUAUGAUUACAAUGCCAUAGUUAGAGACCGUCGACUUAGGGUGAUAUUCUCUAAGGUUCUAAAAUCUGCAAGUAAGGAUAAAGUAUUGAUGCUGCGGUUCUGCUGGGCUUCCCUUCUAUUAGUUAUCACAGCUUCAAUUUUGGCUUGCCACCGGGUUGUUAUGUCUCUGUCAGAAGCUUACUUGGGCCAAAUAUUUGAUGCUCCCAAGAGAUAUGCAGUCAGUGCAUGAAAUUUUCUAAAAACAUUUAGUUUUAGCAUUCUAUCCAACAAGGUUAAAAGAACAAAAAAAUAAAAAAUACCAAGGUUUAUUCUUAUGGAUGACUACAAAGUGAAAGUUCAUUAUUUACUGCUAACAAAAGCAAUUGUGUUUGUAGCUGAAGUUGAAUGUUUUAGCCAUGGAGCCAAUUUGGUGCCAGGCAGGUAAAAUUUAGGCAUAGGAUUGCUUUGUCUUUUUACAGUUGUUGUUGCUGCAGUCCUUAUCUAGUUGCCCUACCAGUAUGUACAGACACAGCUCAUGUAAAGUGUUACAUUUUUAUAAAAAUAAAAUGUGUUUUGGUUACUAAUAUUCUUUGUAAUACCAAUCAUCAGUUCAUAGUUACAGACACAGCUCAUGUAAAGUGUUACAUUUUUAUAAAAAUAAAAUAAAAUGUGUUUUGGUUAC